Pelagomonas calceolata is the source of this 612-nucleotide messenger RNA. The record is from the annotation of a GenBank genome assembly. NCBI's taxonomy places the organism in Eukaryota, Pelagophyceae, Pelagomonadales, Pelagomonadaceae.
AUGCAGCUCUUCUUCGGCUGGCUCGCCUGGCUCCUUACCGUGUUAGGCGGCUACCUCGCCGUGCUUGGCGCGGUCCUCUGCCUAAGCUGCGGCCUCUACUACGCCGCCGAGCUCGCGGAGGAGUACUCCGUUUUGACGGGAAAGCUGCUCCGGUACGCGACGCAGGGCGUCGUGGCGGGCCACCUCCUCCUGUGCCUCGAUGGCUUCCCCUUCGGACGGUGCGUCACUGGAAUUUUAUGUCAUGGCGCCUACGCGUGGCUGUUGAACGACUACCCGCGGUUGGAGCUGUCGAGCCCGGCCUUUAUACUCGCCAUAUUAGCCUUCCUGCUCUCGCAUUAUAGUUGGUUCACGUUCCUCGCGAGCGGCGAGGGGCCCUUCCUGCCCUUCGUGAACUCGCUGGGCUUCUUCGCGGUCUUCGUCUGGCUCGUGCCCUUCUCGCUGUUCGUUUCCCUCUCAAUCAACGACAACGAGCUGCCGCUGGGCGCGCCGCAGGCGCCGCGGUCGUCGUCGGCGUUCCGGGCGCUCUGCGAUAUGGUAAGGGGCGCCUACGGGAGGACCGUCGCACCCGCGGUUCAGCGCGGCUUUCACGAAUCGCACGGUAAGAGGUAUUGA